This is a messenger RNA of Abrus precatorius (Indian licorice), 1680 nucleotides long. RefSeq names its product tRNA:m(4)X modification enzyme TRM13. Gene Ontology annotation, biological process: tRNA methylation. The record is from RefSeq and is a predicted model, not a curated record. The transcript has 9 exons. The coding region runs from base 189 to 1556 and encodes 455 amino acids. NCBI's taxonomy places the organism in Eukaryota, Viridiplantae, Streptophyta, Magnoliopsida, Fabales, Fabaceae.
AGUUUGCAUUGGAUAUAUGUAUUGAAUACGUGCUCUUUUUUUUUUUCUUCUUUAUCCUGGUUUCCUUCAAUCGCUUGACUGUUGGUUGAACAAAUAAUCCCCUCUGACCAGAUUGACCUCCAGUCUGGAUUAUGGAACUAUGAGCAACACUCUUUAAAAAUCAUAAUAUGAGGCUUAAAGUUUUCUAAAUGAAGCAAGCUAUACAAUGCACUAUGGAGACCAAGCGCUGCAACUUCUGGCUUCCCAACAAAAACAGAUGUUGUGCAAACAUCCCUCUUGAAGGUUCCUUAUUCUGUGGCAAUCACAACUCAAGGCCCCAAGGCCAGUGGAUUCCAUGUCCUAUAGAUCCAUCCCACUCAGUGCUAGAACAAAAUCUCAAUGGGCAUGUUAAGCGGUGCCCAUUGCUGAAACAGAUUCAAUCCUUGUCCCUCCAACCUUUCUAUCGAAAAGGAAUCAAUGCUGGUUGUGAUGAAGAAGAGGAAACAUGUGGGAUUGAUGAUUCAAGAUUGCUCACUAUGACAGUUUCCUCAGAAAUGAAGAGGAAUGCUCUUCAUAAAUUGAGUGUGCUUGAAUUUUGCAAUUUGAUUGAAAAGAUAGAAUCUCUUCAUGAGUCAUUGUGUAAGGAUAUUCAGGACUCAAGUCAGAUGCCUGAGGUUUGCAGCCUUUGGAUUAAAAGCAGAGUUGAAGAGAGGAAAAUUCCAUUUCAAGAGAAACAUAUAGUGCAGCAGGCAUCUAUUCUGGGAAAUUUGGAAAAAUUUGGUGUCCUGAAGAAUACUCUUGAAAGGAAACCAGUGGAGGGGAAGGAGGGUGUCCCUGCAGUGAUUGAGUUUGGAGCUGGUAGAGGGUAUUUGACACAAAUGCUUGCAGAUUGUUAUGGAAUUGAAAGAGUCUUUCUAGUUGAGCGAAAGUCAUACAAGUUGAAGGCCGAUCGAUCCUUGCGACAGAAUGAGAGCUUAAUGUUAGAGCGUUUGAGAAUUGACAUUGAGGAUUUAGAUUUGAAUGCGGUUGAGUCUUUGCAAGGAGUUCCAUUUCUGGCAAUCGGUAAACAUCUAUGUGGAGCUGCAACAGACUUGACUUUGAGAUGCUGCUUUCCUGAACAUAGAAAAGAUAGCAGUGAGCAGUACACUGCUAAUAAGUUUGGAGGUUUAGCUAUAGCUACAUGUUGUCACCAUCUUUGCCAGUGGAGCCACUACACAAAUAAAAGGUUUUUUCUGGAUUUGGGGUUGACCAAGGAAGAAUUUAAUGCCAUUACAUGGUUUACCAGCUGGGCGGUAGAUGCUACUCACGAUUCAGAUCUUCCUGAUACUACCAACUGCAGAUCACAUUUGCAGUCAAUAAAGGAGCAAGGUGUUGCAUAUGCAAAUGGAGUCGAAAAAAUUAUCGCAGACAUGGAAGCAGAUAAACGAGCUGCAGUUGGAUUUAAGUGCAAGUGGAUUAUCGACAUGGGGAGGUUGAUGUGGUUAAGAAAAUAUGGAUUAGAGGCAAAGCUUGUAAGAUAUGUUCCACCUAGUAUUUCUCCGGAAAAUCAUUUGCUAAUAGCUAGACCUUCAAAUUGAUCAUAAAAUAUUUAGUUAUUUCCCUUCUUUUGCUGCUUUUAUCCCUGACAAUAACAUCCUAGAUUUCUUGUUAGUUGUUUGGUUGAUACCUUCUAUAUUCUUUUCGAUUUAGUAAAAAUGAAAU